CCUUCGGCAACAGCAGAGCUGCGCUCCUGGCGCACUCGGAGCCCGGCGGGGACCGGGAGACAGAGGUGGGCCGGGCCGAGUGCGGAGCCGAUCCGGGCCCGGAACCGAAGUUUGGUCGUGGCUCCGGAGGUGGCGCAGGCGGCCGGAGACUUCCAGUCCGCUCUCGUGUCUUCUACCCGUAGUCCCUUGACCGCCGGGGACACAGCCACUGCGGCCCGCUAACUCCGAGGAGGGGACGCAGCGUCGGGAACUUGAGGCUUGACAGGGAUGUGAAGGCCCAAAAUGACCCUCCUACCCGGAGACAACUCCGACUACGACUACAGCGCCCUGAGCUGCACCUCCGACGCCUCCCUAAACCCCGCCUUCUUCCAGCAGAACCAAUCCCUCAAGGGCGUGUUCUACCGCCGGGCGCAGCGGCUGCGACCGCAGGACGAGCUCCGCCAAGGCUGCCAACCCGAGGACCGCCGCCGCCAGAUCAUCAUCAACGUGGGCGGCAUCAAGUACUCGCUGCCCUGGACCACGCUGGACGAGUUCCCGCUGACGCGGCUGGGUCAGCUCAAGGCCUGCACUAACUUCGACGACAUCCUCAAUGUCUGUGAUGACUAUGAUGUGACCUGCAACGAAUUCUUCUUCGACCGGAACCCUGGCGCCUUCGGCACCAUCCUGACCUUCCUACGGGCGGGCAAGCUGCGGCUGCUUCGCGAGAUGUGUGCCCUGUCUUUCCAGGAAGAGCUGCUCUACUGGGGCAUCGCCGAGGAUCACCUGGACGGCUGCUGCAAGCGCCGCUACCUGCAGAAGAUUGAGGAGUUCGCAGAGAUGAUGGAGCGAGAAGACGAGGAAGACCCGCUGGACACUGAGGACCAGGGAAGCGAGGGCCCGGCUGAGGGCGAGGGCCGCCUGGGCCACUGCAUGCGGAGACUGCGUGACAUGGUGGAGCGGCCGCACUCAGGGCUGCCUGGCAAGGUGUUCGCCUGCCUCUCUGUGCUUUUCGUCACUGUCACUGCUGUCAACCUGUCCGUCAGCACAUUGCCCAGCUUGAGAGAGGAGGAGGAGCAGGGCCGCUGCUCCCGGAUGUGCCACAAUGUGUUCAUCGUGGAGUCCGUGUGCGUGGGCUGGUUCUCCCUGGAGUUCCUCCUGAGGUUCAUCCAGGCGCCCAGCAAAUUCGCCUUCCUGCGCAGCCCGCUGACGCUCAUCGACAUGGUGGCCAUCCUGCCUUACUACAUCACUCUGCUGGUGGACGGCACCGCCGCAGGCCGCCACAAACCUGGCACAGGCAACACUUACCUGGACAAGGUGGGGCUGGUGCUGCGUGUGCUGCGGGCACUUCGCAUCCUGUACAUGAUGCGCCUCGCCCGUCACUCGCUGGGCCUGCAGACGCUGGGGCUCACAGCCCGCCGUUGCACCCGCGAGUUUGGCCUGCUGCUGCUCUUCCUGUGUGUGGCCAUCGCCCUCUUCGCCCCACUCCUCUAUGUCAUCGAGAAUGAGAUGGCCGAGAGCCCCGAGUUCACCAGCAUCCCCGCCUGCUACUGGUGGGCUGUCAUCACCAUGACCACAGUGGGCUAUGGAGACAUGGUCCCCAGGAGCACCCCCGGCCAGGUGGUGGCGCUGAGCAGCAUCCUCAGCGGGAUCCUCCUCAUGGCCUUCCCCGUGACCUCCAUCUUCCACACCUUCUCCCGCUCCUACCUGGAGCUCAAACAGGAGCAGGAGAGGCUGAUGUUCCGAAGGGCCCAGUUCCUCCUCAAAACCAAGUCACAGCUCAGCAGCAUGUCUCAGGACAGUGACAUCUUGUUUGGCAGUGCCUCCUCGGACACCAGAGACAACCACUGAACCCAGAGGGCACUCUGCCACCGCCGCCAGGACAACCCCUGCCCACCCACCCUCUGUGGCUUGACGCUAUUGCCGCCCAGAAACCUGCAAAGGGACACACCGCUUCCAGGGCUCUC
Chrysochloris asiatica (Cape golden mole) is the source of this 1943-nucleotide messenger RNA. It is a transcript of the gene KCNG1, whose product is annotated as potassium voltage-gated channel, subfamily G, member 1. Gene Ontology annotation, molecular function: protein binding; delayed rectifier potassium channel activity. Gene Ontology annotation, biological process: potassium ion transmembrane transport; regulation of delayed rectifier potassium channel activity; protein homooligomerization. Bases 283 to 1827 code for a protein of 514 amino acids. The record is from RefSeq and is a predicted model, not a curated record. NCBI's taxonomy places the organism in Eukaryota, Metazoa, Chordata, Mammalia, Afrosoricida, Chrysochloridae. The transcript is spliced from 3 exons. Gene Ontology annotation, cellular component: voltage-gated potassium channel complex; membrane.